ACAGACGUCUCAUCAUCACCAUCUUCAAUCUUCAUCUUCACACGAUUGUCAAUAGUGUGUGUCGACAGCGCAACGCAUACAGCCGCAAUGGCCGGCUUCGGAAAAGCCACCGAAGGCAUCACGCCUUAUCUGCUGUUCCUCAUCGCCACCGCGACAGUGGGCACACUUCAAUACGGCUUUCACUUGGCUGAGCUGAAUGCUCCCGAAGAUGUCAUGACUUGCAGAAGGAAAUCGAUCUUUGGGGAUCCUGACAAGCCCAAUGACCCUGCCAACUGCAUACCCAUGUCAAAGGCGGUUUUUGGUGUCGUCACCUCCAUCUUUACCCUCGGAGGCUUGAUCGGGGCACUCUAUUCAGGGCCUCUGUCUUCGCGUCGAGGUCGGCGGCCAACACUGAUAUUGACUGCUGGAGUUUACGCCAUCGGCUCGGCCAUCGAGGCGCUGGCGCCGGCUGUCUGGGUCCUCUGCAUUGGACGUGUCAUAUCCGGCAUUGGAGCAGGUGCCGCGACCGUUGUUGUCCCCCUAUACAUUAGUGAAGUCGCACCUCCAGCGCAGCGCGGCUUCUUUGGCGUCAUGACGCAAGUAUCUAUCAAUAUUGGUAUCCUCAUCGCUCAGAGCCUGGGAUACUUUCUGAGCUCGGACGGAUGGUGGAAAAUCAUCCUCGUUGUUGGCGGAGCGCUGGGCCUCGCGCAAGGGUUAGGCUGCUUUUUUAUGCCAGAGACGCCGGCCUGGCUCGCCUUGAAUGGAAACGGAGCGCGGGCUCAUGUGGUGCUCAAGAAGAUCCGCGGUAAGGGUGCGGACAUCAGCUUGGAGACUCGGGAAUGGAAUGUCGACAAUAGUGCUCCGGACGAGCAGGACCGGCUCCUUGCGACGACAGACAACGACAGCCGGGUUUCGGCCCUCUCGAGCUCGCCUGCGCACCUUGGAUUCCUCGACGUGGCCAAGGAUCAUCGUUCUCGGCCCGCCAUCAUCGCUGUGGUCGGCAUCAUGGCAGCCCAGCAGUUUUGUGGCAUCAACUCGAUCAUUAUGUAUUCGGUAUCGCUACUCAAAGGCCUGCUUCCGAUCCACGCCGCACUUCUCACGGUCAUCAUAUCGGCAGCGAACCUGGUGACCACUGUGGCGUGCUCGCCCCUACCAGAUCGCAUUGGCCGCAAAACUUGUCUACUGAUCUCCACUAUCGGACAAGGCAGCAGUUCGCUUGUCCUGGCUGUCUCCAUCAUCUACCACAUCAAGUGGCUUUCGGCUGUGUCUGUGUUGUUCUUCGUGGCAUUCUUUGCAGUUGGACUAGGCCCAGUCCCCUUCAUUUUGGCAGCCGAGCUCGUGGAUACAGAGGCGGUUGGUGCUACACAGAGCUGGUGCUUGGCUUCCAACUGGAUCGCGACAUUCGUGGUCACACUCCUCUUCCCAAUCAUCAACACCCAGCUCAAGAAAGCGACCCAUGGGGAUGGCCAUGUGUACUUUAUUUUCGCGGGACUAGCAGCUUUGUCCGCAGUAUUCAUUUUCUGGAGGGUCCCAGAGACCAAAGGCAAGCGCAGUGCGAAUGAGGUCUGGGGCCGGGAACAUCGUAACGCUUGAGUUACCAGAAGAU
Molecule: messenger RNA, 1585 nt
Organism: Emericellopsis atlantica
Lineage: Eukaryota; Fungi; Ascomycota; Sordariomycetes; Hypocreales; Bionectriaceae
Product: general substrate transporter
Exons: 2
Coding region: 88-1572 (494 amino acids)
Biological process (GO): monosaccharide transmembrane transport
Cellular component (GO): membrane
Molecular function (GO): hexose transmembrane transporter activity
Source: RefSeq, a predicted model, not a curated record